Atta colombica is the source of this 1708-nucleotide messenger RNA. Its product is annotated as histone H3.3. The transcript is spliced from 3 exons. Gene Ontology annotation, molecular function: structural constituent of chromatin; DNA binding; protein heterodimerization activity. NCBI's taxonomy places the organism in Eukaryota, Metazoa, Arthropoda, Insecta, Hymenoptera, Formicidae. The coding region runs from base 300 to 710 and encodes 136 amino acids. The record is from RefSeq and is a predicted model, not a curated record. Gene Ontology annotation, cellular component: nucleosome.
AAUAAUUUUGUCCUACGUCAUGGUCGACAGCCUCGCCAUACAUAUUACCUACAUUAUCACACGAUACAGCCGUCUUUUUUCUGUGUAAAACAGUAGCGUCGCAUCGUCGCUUUUCGAUAACACGUCACGCAUCCUCGUUCGCCGUACCUGUCAGUCUCGCGCUUUUUUCCAUUUCCUAUUCCCUCCCCCCCCGCCGCGAUCUGUGGAUAGCUCGACCCCGGGGAUCAGCCGAGCCGAGUGGAGCGGAUGAUACGACGCGACGAGAAAAUUUACGCUUGGUGUAAUUAAGCUAUUGAAUCAUGGCGCGUACCAAGCAAACGGCCCGUAAGUCAACAGGAGGAAAGGCUCCCCGUAAACAGCUCGCGACGAAGGCGGCCAGGAAGAGUGCUCCAUCCACCGGUGGUGUAAAGAAGCCACAUCGUUAUAGGCCCGGUACCGUGGCUCUUCGAGAAAUUCGAAGAUAUCAAAAAUCGACUGAGCUGCUGAUCAGGAAGCUGCCGUUCCAGCGGCUGGUUCGUGAAAUCGCGCAGGAUUUCAAGACCGAUCUGCGUUUUCAGAGCGCCGCCAUCGGCGCUCUCCAGGAAGCGUCUGAGGCGUAUCUCGUUGGUCUCUUCGAGGACACUAAUUUGUGCGCGAUCCACGCAAAGCGCGUCACGAUCAUGCCUAAAGACAUCCAACUGGCCCGGCGAAUCCGUGGCGAGCGUGCUUAAGAGACGCUAUGUCACUCGCAUACAUACCGUUCAUUACGACCAUUAUUAUUAUUAUUAUUAUUAUUAUUAUUAUUAUUAUUAUUAUUAAUUAUUAUUAAUUAUCGUUCGCAAUCGUCAUGGAUGAAGCACUUUCAUUCCAAGCUCUAUUAUAUUGUUUUACUUUUGCAUAGAGAUACGCGCAGUAGUAUUAUCCCUUCAGUGAUCAUCCUCAAUUUCAAACCUUACCGAAAUUUAAUUUAACGCUGGCUGGUUAAUUUACUGAAAGGGUAAUGACCGUGUUUAAGUUAGCAAAGCAGAGCUAGGCAAAGCCUGUUCGCCAAGCGGACGUGAUUGGUAGAUUCAAUGAAUCACAUUCAUCUCGAUGAGCAGGCCGAAUGUUGUUUUGUUCGGCUUGAACACAGCCAAUGAUGAAUUAUUAUAUAUGUUUUGAGUGUUAAAAGCACUCUUGUUCAGUGCUUUUAACAUUCAAAAUAAAUAAUUAAUCACCACCUUUCGGUAUUAAAUUUCUGUAAGACACGAAUUUCGAUUGUCGACUUCGCAAUAUGCAAAUUAGAGAAUCACUUUUAUUUUCUCCUUUUUGCCUUUUCUUCGGAACACGAAGCACUUGACACAGCUUUUUGGUUUACGCUUACUGGGAUAUUCACGAAUUUAUGCAAUUUAAUUUACGCUCCGACAAUUUUGUUAAAUAAUUUUGGUUAGACACAAUUCAUUAGCGUUCCUUUUUCUCUCGCUAUUUACCGUCUUCUUUUAUCAUUAAUGUUACACAUAACAUUCAUUAUAUCAUUAAAUCAUUAUAUCAUUAUUAGUAUUUCAAGAAAAAAAAAGUGUGCAUUAGAUUAAGACAUCCUCAUAGCGACAUCCCGAUAUAGUGCUUAACGUAUUAGAUCUCUGAUUGUACUCGAAUUACAUUAAACCAUUUUGAUCACUUAAGCAUCGUGUAAAAAUUUGUGUAAAAAUAAACGCAUUUCGUAAAUAAAUCUAAAUCCGCACGACUUUUA